Molecule: messenger RNA, 2015 nt
Organism: Quercus lobata
Lineage: Eukaryota; Viridiplantae; Streptophyta; Magnoliopsida; Fagales; Fagaceae
Product: heparan-alpha-glucosaminide N-acetyltransferase-like
Exons: 14
Coding region: 394-1914 (506 amino acids)
Source: RefSeq, a predicted model, not a curated record
AAAAAAAAUAGUGAAGAGGUCCAAGUCUAAGUGAAUACACUGCAUUAUCAAAAAAUAGUCACAAGCCAUACAAUGAGAUAGAGAAACAGAGAGAGAGAACGCUGCUCUCAGUCAGCACAAAUUGUAUCUUUUACCCGGCAUAUAUGCCGGUACACCAUAUGCUAGCUCGUCAGUCAGAGGUUUUGCAGCAAAGAUGAGAUAGUGAAAAAGAGAGAGAACUGAAAUACCUUGGUAUCUUGCCGUCGACUGCUCUAGGUGUGGCCGUUGGUUGAGUCGCUUCUGUUGAGGACCUGAGGUUCUUAUAUCCUUGAGGCUUCAAGAUUUGACAUCUAUUGCUCUCACUGCUAACUUAUUAAGGAACUUUAGCACACAGAGAGAAAGAAUUAUAACAUCAUGGAGGAUGCUAGGAGGGUUGAAGAAGGGUUUGGCCAUGCACCACUUGAGAAGAAAGAUCAUAAUGAGGCUUAUUUCAGUGAAAAACUAGAUGGAACUGAUAGUGGGGAUCGCAUCGAGAAUGAGAAAGAUGAUAGAAGGGCAGUGCUCAAUCAGCCAACUGAACAAAACGUGGAAGAACAACCACUGGUUAAGCCAAAGAGCAAGAGGGUUGCAACCUUGGACGCAUUCAGAGGCCUUACCAUAGUGUUGAUGAUAUUAGUAGAUGAUGCUGGGGGAGCCUAUGCCCGUAUUGAUCACUCACCAUGGAAUGGUUGCACUUUGGCGGACUUUGUGAUGCCCUUUUUUCUCUUCAUUGUAGGGGUCGCUAUCGCCCUCGCUCUCAAGAAAGUACCAAAUAUCAAGCAUGCAAUUAAGAAGAUCGUUAUUAGGACAUUGAAGCUUCUUUUUUGGGGAAUUAUUUUGCAAGGAGGAUACUCUCACGCACCUAGUGAGCUGGUUUAUGGAGUUGACAUAAAGCACCAAAUCCGAUGGUGUGGCAUCCUCCUGCAGAGAAUAGCUCUGGUAUACUUUGUUGUAGCCUUAAUAGAGACCCUGACAACCAAGCUCAGACCAACGGUCCUGGACUUUGGACACAUCUCCAUUUUUACUGCAUAUCAAUGGCAAUGGAUUGGAGGGUUCGUUGCCUUCCUCGUUUACAUUAUCACAACAUAUGCACUAUACAUUCCAGAUUGGAGUUUCGUGUUACAAAACCCUAAUGGAACAGCAAAGAGAUACACAGUACAAUGUGGGAUGAGAGGACACUUAGGACCUGCAUGUAAUGCUGUUGGAUAUGUGGAUCGACAAGUCUGGGGCAUUGAACAUCUCUAUUCACAGCCUGUUUGGAUACGCCUGAAGGCUUGCACUUUUAGUUCUCCAUAUCAGGGUCCAUUACGUGAAGAUGCUCCAACUUGGUGCCAAGCUCCAUUUGAACCUGAAGGCUUGUUAAGUUCAAUUUCAGCUAUCCUCUCUGGGACCAUUGGCAUCCAUUAUGGGCACGUUUUGAUUCAUUUUAAGAGUCACUCUGAAAGGCUUAAGCAAUGGGUCUCAAUGGGAUUCGGCUUGCUAAUCAUAGCCAUCAUUCUUCAUUUUACAAAUGCGAUUCCUAUCAACAAGCAACUCUACAGCAUAAGCUACGUUUGUUUCACGGCAGGUGCUGCUGGUAUUGUCUUCUCUGGGUUCUAUAUACUGAUUGAUAUAUGGGGACUUCGAACACCAUUUUUGUUCCUAGAAUGGAUAGGAAUGAAUGCAAUGCUGGUGUUUGUGAUGGCAGCUCAAGGUAUCUUUGCAGCGUUUGUAAAUGGAUGGUAUUAUGAAAGUCAAGAUAAAACACUAGUGUAUUGGAUCCAGAAGCAUGUUUUUAAUGAUAUUUGGCACACUGAGAAGGUAGGGACACUCUUAUAUGUGAUGUUUGCAGAAAUCACAUUUUGGAGUGUACUUGCGGGCAUCUUGCACAAAUUGGGAAUACACUGGAAGCUGUAACCAGCGAAAAUUGCAACAAGAUUAAUGGAUGACUGACAAUUUGAUAUACAUGCAACAUUCAGAUGUAGUUUGUACCUUUGUUGUUGUUGUUGUUGUUUUUU